AUGUUCUCCAUCACGUCGAUGUACAGCACACACGCGAGAUGCACGGAGGAAUCCUCCUCGAGCAUGGACGCGUCAUCGCGCGAUAGACGCUCGGUCUCGCCGACCGUGUCGGUCAAUCUGACGAGUUACAGAAACAGAAGCUUCGACCUGGACUUCGAGGAAAAGCCACUGGAAGCUUGCCACUCGUUGUACUUCCUGCUGGAUUUCUUCCAUCAGUAUUACAUUCCGUCGAUCAUCCUGCUAGGGCUGGUGGGCAACCUGUUGUCCUGCGUGGUGUUCCUAAACACACACCUCAGGAUACGAAGCUCCAGUUACUAUCUGGCGGCGUUGGCCACCGCCGACUUUGGCUUCUUGAUCACUCUGCUGCUAGUCUGGCUGAACAACACCAUCGGUUGGAAGGUGUUCAACAAAGACGGCUGGUGCGAGACCUUGGUCUACGUGAGCGCUGUUUGCAGCUCAUUGAGCGUCUGGUUGAUCGUCGCGUUCACGGUGGAGAGGUUCAUCGCCGUUCAGUAUCCCCUGCACAGACCUCACAUAUGCACCAUAGCCAGGGCGAAGACCAUCGUGCUGGUGCUGGUGAUCCUCGCUCUGGCCAGUCACUCGUACUCCUUUGUCACGGCUGGCGUAACCAUCAGAGACGGGGAGGAGUAUUGCGACCUGAAGGUGGAAUACUUGGAGACAAUGAAGAUCAUCAGCAUAAUCGACAGCAUCGCCAGCUUGAUCGCGCCGCUGGUGCUUAUCAUCGUGAUGAACACCAUGAUCAUGAGGAACCUGUUGCGAUUCAGCAGGCGAUUUAAAACCUCGACGACGUCCACCGACUGUCCGAGCAGGGACCGAUCAGACAUCAAUCUGAAUCAGAUUCCGAAUCACAAUAUUGCACAAUAUACCACACGUAUGUGGCGUGUGACAGCUCACUCAGACUGCACUGUGUCUAGACUGUUUAAAAUCGUUCUUAGAAAAACAAAUGCAUUGCUGUCCAUUGUAUCAUUAUGGAUGCGUCUGACGUACGUCACAUCAUCGAACGCAAUGCACAUAUAA
Molecule: messenger RNA, 1038 nt
Organism: Heterotrigona itama
Lineage: Eukaryota; Metazoa; Arthropoda; Insecta; Hymenoptera; Apidae
Source: the annotation of a GenBank genome assembly